AUGUUCGGUGCUUUAGACAACCUUUUCGCAAACACAAACGUGGAUCCCAAGGAUGUUGGGAUCCUCGUUGUGAACUGUAGUAUCUUUUGCCCGACGCCUUCGUUAUCCGCGAUGAUUGUGAACAAGUAUAAGCUUACAGAAGUAACAUCAGGACAUUCAACCUCGGCGGAAUGGGUUGCAGCGCCGGAGUUAUCGGGGUGGAUCUUGCUAAAGACAUGCUGUUGCUACAUAGGAACACGUACGCAGUUGUUGUCUCGGCAGAGAACACUACUCUCAACGGGUAUUUCGGUAACAACAAGUCCAUGUUGGUACCGAACUGCUUGUUUCGAGUCGGUGGCGCUGCGGUUUUGCUGUCGAACAAGUCUAGGGACAAGAGACGGGCUAAGUACAGGCUCGUGCAUGUCGUCAGGACUCACCGUGGAGCAGACGACAAAGCUUUCGUUGCGCUUAUCAACAGGAGAGGAUGACACCGGGAAAAAGGGGGUUUUCUUGUCGAAAGAUCUAAUGGCGAUUGCAGGGGAAACUCUCAAAACCAAUUUCACUACGUUGGGUCCUCUUGUUCUUCCGGUAAGUGAGCAGAUUCUCUACUUUACGACUCUACUUGCGAAGAAGCUUUUCAACGAGAAGGGUCUCCAGCUUUCUCCGGUUCAUGCGGAGCCUGCGAGGAUGACUCUUCAUAGGUUUGGGAACACGUCUUCGAGCUCGACUUGGUAUGAGUUAGCUUACAUUGAGGCCAAAGGAAGGAUGCGAAGAGGCGAUCGCGUUUGGCAAAUUGCGUUUGGGAGUGGAUUUAAAUGCAACAGCGCCGUUUGGGAAGCGUUGAGGAAUGUGAAGCCUUCCAAGAACAAUCCUUGGGAAGCUUGUGUUGACAAGUAUCCGGUUACGUUACGUUAUUAG
Microthlaspi erraticum is the source of this 897-nucleotide messenger RNA. Lineage: Eukaryota; Viridiplantae; Streptophyta; Magnoliopsida; Brassicales; Brassicaceae. The record is from the annotation of a GenBank genome assembly.